Hypoxylon trugodes is the source of this 1388-nucleotide messenger RNA. RefSeq lists its product as uncharacterized. Gene Ontology annotation, cellular component: cytoplasm. Bases 146 to 1201 code for a protein of 351 amino acids. The transcript has 3 exons. NCBI's taxonomy places the organism in Eukaryota, Fungi, Ascomycota, Sordariomycetes, Xylariales, Hypoxylaceae. Gene Ontology annotation, molecular function: GTPase activity. The record is from RefSeq and is a predicted model, not a curated record.
CAACUGCAUAUCCCACCCGGAGCUCACCCAUUUCAUCAGAGCAGCUUCCUUCCCACCUACAACUACGUCGCCGAUCCCACCCAGCUUUUUCCGAGUCGCCGAUUGUUUCUUUCUCCUUUAUACCUUCGCGCUUCAAUAUUUCGAGAUGCCUUUCGCGCAGCUUGUCCUGGGCAGUCCAGGCUCGGGUAAAAGCACCUAUUGCGAUGGCAUGCACCAGUUCAUGAGCGCGAUAGGACGCGAAUGUUCGGUCGUCAACCUAGACCCUGCGAACGAUAAAACGAACUACCCAUGCGCCUUAGAUAUUCGCGACUUAAUUACUCUAGAAGAGAUCAUGAGCGAUGAUCAACUCGGUCCGAAUGGCGGUAUAUUAUACGCGUUCGAAGAACUCGAACACAACAUGGAAUGGCUAGAGAAGGGACUUAAGGAGCUAGGAGACUCAUAUAUCUUGUUUGAUUGCCCCGGUCAAGUCGAACUAUAUACGCACCACAACUCACUCAGGAAUAUCUUCUUUAAGUUGCAAAAGAUGGAUUACCGCCUCGUAGCUGUACAUCUUUGCGACAGCUUCUGCUUGACCCAACCUUCCCUCUACAUUUCCAACCUCCUCCUCACCCUCCGCGCGAUGCUUCAGAUGGACCUCCCUCAUAUCAACGUCCUUACCAAGAUCGACAAGGUCUCAUCGUACGACCAACUACCUUUCAACCUCGAUUACUAUACCGAAGUACAAGACCUAUCAUACCUCAUGACAUAUCUCGAGGAAGAGUCGCCGGCAAUGCGCAGUGAUAAGUUCCGCCGACUGAACGAAGCCGUCGCCAAUCUUGUCGAGAACUUUUCCCUAGUCCGAUUCGAGGUUCUCGCAGUCGAGAAUAAGAAGAGCAUGAUGCAGCUACUGCGGGUAAUCGAUAGGGCUGGAGGAUAUGUAUUUGGUGGAGCUGAGGGUGCAAAUGAUACCGUGUGGCAAGUCGCGAUGCGUAACGAAUCGUCUAUGAUGGAAGUGCAGGACAUCCAGGAGCGAUGGAUCGAUGCGAAAGAGGAUUAUGAUGCCGCAGAAGAGAAGGAAUGGGAGGCGCAACGUAAGAUGCAGGAAGGCAGCACUGGGGCUACCACCCCCGACUUGAUUCCCGAUGACGACGAUGAUGAGUUCGAUGGAAUGCCUCCGCCCACAGGCGAUAGUGGUGUCAGGGUAGUGCGAAAGAACCAGUAAACCACCUCAACCAUCGGUUAUUUCUCCCAUUUCUACGUCGCUGUCGUCCUCGCCGGCGCCCAUCAAAUUCGCCAUAGUCGCGUCGCGUUGCGGCCUUUCUGACUUCCCGAAUAUGUUGCUGAGAGAGUCAUCAGACUUCUCUUUGUAGUCAUUCUCCACUGCGAAUAUAAGAUUUCGCGCGCGUCGA